AUGGUGAUUCCGUGUUCGAUUUCGAAAAAUGCCUUUGAAGCAUACAGAUGUUCCGUUGCAACGAUUUCCCUGCCUUCUGAGUAUGGCAGAACUUUGCGAUCCGAAAACGAAGAGUGGGCUGUUAAAAUCAUUCCCGACUUAAAAGUGCUCGCGCUAAAAGCAAUCGUCGAUCAGUGGCAAGAAAAUCCAAUCUUCGAAGAACUGCCGACAUGUGUGGACCAAGAAAUGUUAUUGGAGAUGUUACCAACGAAUCUGCCUUUCGAAAUGAUGAUUCGAAGAAUUUCCCAUGAAUAUUACUGGCAACGAGCUGCCAAAGACAAGUGGAAACAUAAUAAUCCAAAUGAUCACGGUGAUUCUUGGCGACGAUUGUAUUGUGAGCGUUAUUUAGAGGAGUACUUGGAAGCAUUGGACCCGAACUAUUUUAAAGCACAACAAGAAAAUUUCGAAAAAUUAAUUGCCCUAGUUCGAGAUUACGUUUGCACUUUAAGGAUCCGUUCGCUGGUUCCAACCAAAUACCCAUUCAAGUGGUCUGGCGAAGAAGACGAAGAUCAAUGUACCAAUAAGACGUACUCUGUGGACCACAUUCCAAUGGGUCUAAUUUUACCAAGACUACCAUUUCUUCAAGAACUGAGCAUUAAUUUCGGCAUGAUUUACAUGAACGACGGUUUCGAAUGGAGAGAUUUUCAGUUUUCAGUGGAAGACUGCACGAGUCUUGGCCGUGGCAUUAAAAAUUGUUCGUUGCUGAAGAAAUUCAGCUUAACUCGUAGCAAUCUCGAUCAACCACGAGUUGCUGCUCUUCUUCAAGGCGUUGUCGUGAAUAACAGAAUCGAGGAGUUGGACCUUUCGCACUGCAAGCUCGGUGAUACCGGGGCUCACGCGAUUGGUGAAUUUCUUACCAUCCACAAACGUCUGAAAGUUCUGAAAUUGGCAAACAACAUGAUCGGCUCCAGCGGUCUCGCGGGCAUUGUUUACGGAUUGCUACAAGAAAACUCCACGCCCAUAAAAAGACUCGAUCUUCGAUUGAAUCCUCUCCAGGACGAAGGAGGAACUCAUUUUUGCGCUUUAUUACUGAGGCACGGUGGCUUGGAAUAUAUAAACGUUAGUGGAUGUGGAUUGACUGCAAAUACUGGAAUGGGUAUGGCCGAAAUAAUUGCUUCUGGAUGUAUGAAAUUUUACAGUUUAGAGGUCGACCUGUCAAACAAUAAUUUUGGACCUAUAGCUGGAGAAGCUUUCGAAGUAGCGAUGAAGACCAGUUCUGUAAUUAUUGGCUUCGAUGCACGAUUAUGUAAUUUUACAAAAGAAUCCGAGUAUUUCAUCAGCGAGAGUGUAACGAGGAAUAAAACAGAAAAGAAGAAAGAAAGAGCAAAGGCGGCUGCUGCUCGUCGCACUACAGAUCGUGGACCAGCUCGUACAGUGAGCUUGCAAGUACCUCCUGAAUAUGCACACCUUCAACAACCUCAGAGAAGAAGAACGGUUUCUCGAUCGGUCAUUGAUCUGGCGAUUGGAGAUUUUGACGUUAUUGUCGGAUGAAGUCAAUCAAACUUUCCGGACCAUGAACCUUCAAUGGAGUUAGGUGAUUGAAGGAGGUUGAAGGUGUCGGAUCUCACGUUAUGGUCCAGAUCCUUCGUUACGGUCGAGAAGUUUGACAUCCGAGGACAACAGGACGUUGUCAGGUCCUCCACCUUCCCAAAAUUUCUCGUGAAUUUCUUCCGACGACCGUACCAGGUCUCUCCUCUUUUUUCGUCGGGUUUCCAGCGAGUCCGAAAUUUCGUCUAAAUUAUUCAUACUCCGAUUCCCCAUCCGUGAGUUAGAUUCCUCGUGCUCGAAUUGCGGACAGAAAUUCGGCCUCGUUACAAGUAGAAUUACCACGAAAAUUGUAUAAUUGUUUCGAUAUUGGCGUCGAGUAUCACGUUUACAAAAAAAAUAUCUACCUACAUGCAUUACAGGAAAUUCUGAAUCCUUUACAUUUUUCAGAAAAAGGCUUUAUAUUUUGAAUCGACAACUUAUGUAUUUUUUACUCGAAAAAAGAAACGUCAACGGGAUUACUCUCCUUGAUUGUUUCUUCAAAGAGUUUAACGUAUUUUAUAUAUUAUAUUAAACAUGACAAUUUACAUGUGAAAUCGGCAGAUUAUGUGUAGAAAGCACACUUUUUAUUAAAAUUUAAAGCGGACUACAUUUGUUUAAUAGAUCGCACCGCAUUACAGAUUCCACUUAAAUCCAUUAUAGCACUUUCCGUUUCAUAA
Molecule: messenger RNA, 2243 nt
Organism: Orussus abietinus
Lineage: Eukaryota; Metazoa; Arthropoda; Insecta; Hymenoptera; Orussidae
Product: T-complex-associated testis-expressed protein 1
Exons: 10
Coding region: 1-1530 (509 amino acids)
Cellular component (GO): centrosome
Molecular function (GO): protein binding
Source: RefSeq, a predicted model, not a curated record